This is a messenger RNA of Dicrocoelium dendriticum, 832 nucleotides long. The record is from the annotation of a GenBank genome assembly. Lineage: Eukaryota; Metazoa; Platyhelminthes; Trematoda; Plagiorchiida; Dicrocoeliidae.
GAGAGUCGGUCGAUCUCGUAAAGAUGCUCGGAAGUUGACCGACUGGUUGCGCUGCCGGCAAUGGUUGACGAGUCGACGAGGAAAACUUUGUCAUCGAUCCCUCUUCUGAAUACAAGAGCUGGACCGCGGGAUGGUGAUUUGUGGGUGCAGAGGUUAAAGGAGGAGUACCUUGCUCUUAUACAGUAUGUCGAAAACAACAAGGCUGCGGACAACGAUUGGUUUCGAGUGGAAUCUAAUUCUAGUGGCACGCGGUGGUUCGGGAAGUGCUGGCACAUCCAAGAUAUGAAAAAGUACGAAUUUGACUUGAAUUUUGAUAUUCCGGUAUCUUACCCAAGCACCAAUCCAGAGUUGGCCCUUCCAGAACUCGACGGUAAAACUGCCAAAAUGUAUCGCGGUGGAAAAAUAUGUCUCACUGAACAUUUCAAACCAUUGUGGAGUCGCAAUGUUCCAAAAUUUGGUAUAGCCCAUGCAAUAGCUUUGGGGCUCGGACCAUGGAUGGCCGUUGAGAUACCUGACCUUAUAUCUCGAGGGGUCGUCAAACACCGAGAUGACGAUUGAUCGCAUUCUGCAUUAUUCUUGCAGUUCAGUCUUUCUUUCUGCUGGUAUAUCUGUGGCAUUGAUAAUUUUGGAACCGUCGACGGGUCUUUGCACAUGUUUCAUUUCAUUUGGUGCCUGCCUUCAGUAUCCACCGACUCGUGAUAUCUCAUGACAAGGCUGGUUUUCUCCUUGUCUCUUCGUUGCUGCUCCUCGUUUAAAUGCCGAUUGUAAUACAAUAUUUUUGGUGAGCUGACUGAGUAUAUGCCGACGUCUUACAUAAGCACAUUGUCAUUAG